AUGAACUCGGGCGACUCAGCACCAAGAAACGACUAUUUCACGACUUCACGCACUUUUAGACGAGACCACGACCACGACCACGGCGCAUCGAAUAAUGGGUCAAUGAAUUCACCUGCGAGUGGAUAUGGCAGGGGGCGCGAGGGGCGCGGAGGAGGAUAUGGCGGAGGGACCUAUCUCGAAUCGCCCUCACCUGGCGACUCGAUGGAACAGCUGUCUCCCCAGAUGUCCGUACGAUCUCGAGGUCGCGAUAUAGACGAUGGGCCUUCAUGGGGUGGCCGUAGAGACGAAAGCCGACUUAGAGGAAGCGAUAGACAGAGGCGGGAGGAGAAUGCGAGGCAGAGGAGUGCCAGUCGCAGCGGACAGAGCGGACGGAGCGGACAAAGUGGACGGGAGAUCAAAGGGGGGGAGGAGAUCGAUGGCGUUGUUCAAGCUAUCGAAGACGAAUGGGACUUUAUGGCAGACAGCGAAUGCAUUCCCGUCCAGGUUGGCCUACAGUUGAUGGACACGAGUACCCUUGGCCGCGCAGAUAAAGAGCCGGAGUUUAUACAGAUACAUCAGCGGAUUCAGCGUGCAUUGCGCUCUGUGGUCAAUGAGCACCAUCAUGGCUUCAACAGCCUCCUCGGGACCUACCAUAACAUCCAGACAAACCUACAAAGCUCCCAGCACCAAAUCCGGGCUCUCAAGUCCGCCCUUUUGGAAGCUAAAGCUGGCUUGCUUACCAUGAAGCCGGAGUUGAAGGAACAGGCGAUAGCAUCACAAUCGUACGAUGAAAUCUUACAGCUUUUCGAGCUGAUCGAACAUGCCCAGUCCCUCCCAGAGAAGUUAGAGGCGCGAAUGUCGGAUAAGAAAUUCAUCGCUGCAGUUGAUAUACUUAUUGAAGGGACUACUCUGCUCCAACGUCCUGAACUUGCGGGUAUAGGUUCCCUGGGGGACCUUCGGACAUACUUCAGCAACCAAGAAACUUCUUUGACCGACAUCCUUGUUGAAGAACUGCAUGACCAUCUAUAUCUGAAGUCCCCAUACUGCUGUGAUCGGUGGAAGCCCUCGUCUGACAGAGAUGGUGCUUCGGCUGGUGGAAGUGGAACUUCUUGGGAGAAGCCAUUUUAUCAGUAUCUGUCAUCUUUGGACGCAACUACAGCAUUUGUGGAAGACAUAUCUCGCAACCCAGAGACAGAUACGUUUUAUUACAUCCACCUUCUUUUAGAAGCCCUUCAUAAGAUGGGGAACUUGAAUGUUGUAGUUGAUCGGAUUGAGCAACGCCUUCCUGUUGAGCUUUAUAGUGUUGUCGAUAAAACAGGCGCUGAGGUGAAUAACAGCCAUCCAAAGUUUCAAAAGGAUACUCGGAAGCCAGGAGUGGGUGCUGUCAUCGAUUCCACGUCAGGACGAAGACAUCUAUUGUCUGAAUUCCUGUGGAAUUUAUACGCUAAGUUCGAGACAAUUGCGGAGGGUCAUCGUCUGCUGUAUGAAGUUAUCAGUGGAAUUGUCAAGCGCGAUACGCUUCCAAAUGAGGUUCACUUGACUAGUAGCUUCCAAGAGCUAUGGAAGCUAUAUCAAAGCGAAAUGCGAUCACUACUUCACGAUUACCUCUCCACAGAUGGAGCCGAGUCUUUCAGAGCCACCACCAGAACAGCAGACGAUGACUAUGCCCAAUCCUCUAUCAAGCGUGAUAAAACAAAGAAACUCUUCAAAAUGUCUGAAGUAGACCAAGCUGCUUCUGAUUUGAAAGCAGAGCAAGACGAGCUCGCAGAGAUUUUGAGAGCCUCCGUUCCUGGACUGGUGCCAAAAUCACGACAGCUGUUCUCAACCAGCGAUAACAACAAUUCCAACCAACAAAGCUCAGGGACUGGCCAUAAACUACUUAUUGAGCCCAGUGUCUUUAACAUCAGCUUGCUUCUACCUCCUGCUCUUUCCUUUAUCCACAGGCUCAAGGAAAUAGUCCCUCCAAGCUCCGACAUUGCAGUUGGAGCUCUAACGUCCUUCCUGGAUGAAUUCCUGAUAAACGUUUUUCAGCCCCAGCUUGAUGAAGCUGUAAGCGAACUAUGUGCCAUCAAUUUUAUCUCUGUGGAUGCCUACACUGAGGACCCUCAAUGGGCCUUGCACUCUCCUCGACCAAUCUUCAGAGGAACUAUAAACUUCAUGAAUCUUAUAAAAACAUUUAGCCGGAUGUUGGAUAGUAUACCCCAUGAUCAAGCUUUCACUCAAUUGAUAAUCGACCAAAUCAUUACCUAUUACGAAAAGUGCAGCGGAUGGUAUAAAGCUCUUAUGACCCGAAUAUCACCUAAUCACCCUGGUGGUGUAGCCCUCAAGACUUCAGCGGCAUUUGCAGAUUCGCAGGAAAUCCGCGAUGUGGGACGAAAAUUAUGGGAAAGUUCCGCCAGCGAGAAGCAGGCAUUAAUUAACAGGGAAAUUGAACUUCUUAUCUCUGCAACCAAAGAAACGUCGUUGAAAGGAUAUGAUAUGAUAGCUGAUCCAAAGAUAGUUGGCUCAUUGUCACUGCUCUAUAAUAGCAUGAACUGGCUAUCUAGUAAUCUCUCCAAAUUGCGCCAUAUCACUCCCCAUCAAACAGAUUCAAGCCAUGUCCAAUCAAGACAGGUAGCGCCUACUCGACGCUGGACUCUAGAGACAUCGAUGCGACCAAAGCGGGGUGAUCUGGAACGUCCUCUUCGCCUUCCUAUGACGAAGGAGUCAGUUGUGGGUUUUGAUGGUGCUAUCAAGUCAAUCCAAAAUCUAGCCUUUACGGCUAUUUUCGCCCUACAUCUCGAUAUUCGGUGCGGGUCAAUAUACAUGAUAUCCCGGGCAUUGAAGGGCAAAAACGACGGACAGUCACAGGAGCCUAACAGGAAUUCCUCAACCGAGAAUAACUGGGCUUAUAUAUUAACGGUCGAACCAACUUCUGCUUCUCCCAUCGUGCUCGAAUUAAACAACGACCUUAUUUCGUUUGGUGCUAGAAUGUCUACCUAUCUGGGACCUAACGAAUGCCGAUAUAUCACAUCCUGUCUUUCAAGGCUCAUAGACCGUGCACUAGUGUCCAGCACUCGUUUUAUUGGGGCAAUGAACAGUUUCGGAGCGUUGAGACUCCAGCUCGAUGUCCUUGUACUUCAACAGAACCUGAAGAAUAUCAUCGUCGUUUCCCCAGCCCCCGUGUCGUCCAAGAGCAGUUUAUCGUUGGACAAAGACGUUGCUGCAUCCUUACCCGAAGUAGUUGCACUCCCACAAAGCGCCAAAUUCUUGGACUGGUUCCUCGAAGGGCCUGGAAAAUCAUUACGAAAUGCAAAAGAGGAAAGAGAUAGGUUUAAGGAAAUGGGUAGUCAGGUCUUGACUGAAGGCAACGGAGAACCGUUCACAUUCGAUGAGAUGAAGGUUUUGAUUGAGUUGUGUUACUCUGCUGCACUCAAAGGCCCUCAGGGACCUGAAGCGAGAGAGGAGUUCAUGGCAGCUAAGCGUGGACUUGAUGAUUCUUUACUGAGGUUAAGUGAAGUUAUGUGGGAUGCCUAG
Messenger RNA from Nannizzia gypsea CBS 118893, 3495 nucleotides. RefSeq names its product Sec8 exocyst complex component specific domain-containing protein. Gene Ontology annotation, cellular component: exocyst. Lineage: Eukaryota; Fungi; Ascomycota; Eurotiomycetes; Onygenales; Arthrodermataceae. The record is from RefSeq and is a predicted model, not a curated record. The transcript has 9 exons. Gene Ontology annotation, biological process: Golgi to plasma membrane transport; exocytosis. Bases 1 to 3495 code for a protein of 1164 amino acids.